Gryllus bimaculatus (two-spotted cricket) is the source of this 1221-nucleotide messenger RNA. Lineage: Eukaryota; Metazoa; Arthropoda; Insecta; Orthoptera; Gryllidae. The record is from the annotation of a GenBank genome assembly.
AUGGGCGAGAGAGCUGGAGAAGGAAAUAAUGGAGGAAAAGUAAUAAUGGACGCGGAGGACAAGAGAAAGGAUAGGUGGGGAAGCAUGAGCGAUGACGGGGAGGACAAGAGGAAGGAUGGGUGGGGAAGGAUGAGGAGAAAGAAUGCAAAGCGAGAAGUGUCGAAGGUGCAGAGGAGGGAGGGUAAAGGAAAACGUGGGUGGAGUGGGAGAGAGGCUGAGCGGCGCGAUGAGACGCGGCCAAGUGGGAGUGGAGCGGGGGUGGGGCGCGUGCGUGGGCGUGGCGUGGGCGGCGUGACGUGGCCGAGCGGCGCGGCGCGCAGAGUUGGGUGCGUAGCUACCAGAUGUCCUCGCGGGGUGCGGCGCUGCGCUGCGCUGGGCGGCGCGGGCGGCGCAGGCGGCGCGGGCGGUGUUCAUUGUGGCUGUUGGCGAACCAAUGAUAUUUUUCAAGUAUACUUCAAAAGGAAGUCACAGGAGGGGUGUAACCGCGAGCUGGAAGCGCGGGCAACACGCCCGCAACACGCCACGCAACACGCCUCGCUCGCACGCGCCUCCCGUCCCGCCACCCGGUCCCGCCACCCGGUCCCCGCACAUCCGGUCCCGCCACCCGACCGCCCCGCCCGCGCCGCGGCCCUUCCAUGCCGCUCCAAUCCACUCGGCUCUGCCCGUUCUCGCCAGUCCGUCCUGCCCUGCCUGCCCCUCCCUUCCCUCCUCCCACCCGCCGCCCUCGUGCCGCCGCACGCCCCGCCCAAGCCCGCCUGCCCCCUGCCUGCCAUGCCUGCCUGCAGCAGCCUGCGGCUCCCCGCACCCCCGCACCACCCGUCGCGCUCCUUGAUGCUUUGCCCGCCCCGCCGGCCACGCCCCGCCCGCCACCGCCCCUCCGUCACGCUCCGCCUGCCGCGUUGCAGAAGAGCCCUGCCUUCCCGCUCUGGACGCGACGGCGAGCGCGACGCGCGCGCGCGGCGCGACGGCGUCGCUAUUUCGCCGGGGCAGCCUUGGGGCGCGCGGCGGUGGGCGGAGGCAUUGACCGGCGCACGGGCGGAUCGAAAGCCCGGUCUCGCCCCCGCGCCCGAGGCGCCGCUCUCCACGCCCUGCGACGCCUGGAGACAGUGUAAGGACGACGACGACGACGACGACGACGACGUCGGUGGCUGCGCGCUCGUCAUAUUGCAACUUUUGCGCGCGCUGGAGGGGCUCAUCCCCGCCCAGAAGGCUUCUAAUUAA